AUGCUGCAGCAGAUCCUUCGUGACAUGUGGGUUGACCCGGAGAUCCUCGCCGAGCUGGACGAGACACAGAAACAGACUCUCUUUUGCAAAAUGAGAGAAGAACAGGUCCGUCGCUGGCAGCUAUGGGAUGAUAAAGUGUGUAAGGAAGACACCGGGCGAAAAUUCACUUCCAAUGGGAAAAAGCAAGUUCAAUUUCUUAAAGGCGAGGAUGGAGAACCAUGGGUGUGGGUGAUGGGUGAGCAUCCCAACGAUCAAUCUAUCGAGUGCAUCUUAGCUGAAGAGGCCAGACAAAGAGCACUCGCCCAGGCAAGAGAAGAGGCACACCAGCUGCGCAAAUCGGUUGAGAAGGAGCUCACACAUCUUAUUGACUAUAAACCUUUGGAUAGCUUAGAACAGAAAUUCGACCUAUCUCCAAAGACCGUAGACAGUUUAGAAGAUACAUUGGACUUAUACUGCACAGUGGAUGAGCUAAGGGAAAGGAUGGAGGCGCUGGAAGCUGAAGAUAAAAAAGGAAUUGAGAAGACAUACUGCGAAGAUAUCAAACUGGACCUAAAGCAGAAUACGCUGCAUUUUAACUUCAUUGAAGGAAAGAAGGAUAUCCAAGACUCGAACGUGUGUCGUGGCGAUGGAGUAAGCCUCCGUGUUGCGGCGUGGGAGCGUCGUGUAGCGGCGGCUAGAGCGGGCGAUAUAUUGCGGGGCUUAAAAGCGCGGCGCGCGCGCACUUUACGGGACGCGCAGUUGCAGGCGAAGGACGAGGAUGCUGUGUGGAGGGAACAGGAGAGGAAAGCGAAGGAAGCGGAAGCUGCCAUGAGAGAGAUAGCAAGAGCAGCUCGUGAAGCCCAUCGUCGAAGCAAUGAACCGGAAUCCGUCUGUCCAACACAAGUAAACAAACCACCGAAUAAGGAGGCUGUCGUGGAAUGGUUUAGGAAGCAAGAAAUGGCGGGCGGCAUUUUCGACGACAACAAAACCGCGGAAUGGUUUCACGGAUUAAUCAGCCGAUCGGAAGCCGAGCAGGCUCUAUGCAAUAAGUCAGAAGGGACCUUCCUGGUCCGACUGUCAGAGCGAGUGUGGGGCUACGCGAUAUCAUACCGAGCGGAGUCGCGGUGCAAACACUACCUUGUCGAUACAAGUGAUGGUUACCGUUUAUUAGGCGCAGGACAGAUCUCUCAUAAUACCUUAGCUGAUCUCAUAAAUUUCCAUCAAGAGAUCCCAAUAACAGAAAGUGGAGGCGAGUUGCUGGUGAGCGCGUGCGUUCCCGCUCAAACGCGUGUCAUAUGA
Molecule: messenger RNA, 1278 nt
Organism: Pieris macdunnoughi
Lineage: Eukaryota; Metazoa; Arthropoda; Insecta; Lepidoptera; Pieridae
Source: the annotation of a GenBank genome assembly